GCAGGGGGCUGUCCUUGUAUCUCUAGUGAGGCCCGUCCCCAGGGACACACCUGUCUUGGGGCCAUCACCACGGUGCUGGCCCCCAGACCCUCGCCCUCGCUGCUCCUGGCAGACAGCUGGUGGCGCAGUUUGGGGUUGCUGUCAUUGACUGCUCCUGGGCCAGACUGGAGGAGACACCAUUUGGGAAAAUGCGGGGGGGCCACUUGCGGCUGCUCCCACACCUGGUGGCUGCCAACCCUGUGAACUACGGCCGGCCCUGCAAACUGUCCUGCGUGGAAGCUUUUGCUGCCACCUUCUGCAUCCUGGGCUUCUCAGACCUUGCUGUCCUUUUGCUGCGCAAGUUCAAGUGGGGCAAGGGCUUCCUAGACCUGAACCGCCAACUCCUGGACAAGUAUGCGGCCUGCAGUGGCCCAGAGGGGGUGCUGCAGGCCGAGCGGGAGUUCCUGGCUGGAGCCGCGGAGGCCCCCGAGGAGGACAUUGAUCCAUUUGAUGUGGAUUCAGGGAGAGAGUUUGCAAACCCCAAUAGGCCUGUGGCUGGCACCUGGCUGCCCACAGACAGCGGGGACAGCGAGGAUGACUCUGAGGAGCGCGGGCCUGAGGCCAAGGACAGAGGUGGUGGCCCCGAAGAGGCGGCUCUGGGGCAAGGAGCUGUGGCCGGGGCCCCCCCAGAGGCCUGGACAGGAAUCGAGAAACGGCAGAGAGACUGAAGACUGCAGGCACGUGUAUUUUCCGGGACGGAGCAAUGAGGAGAUCCAGAGGCGGCAGAGGACUUGGGGGACAGACGGGCCUGGCGGCCUGAGUCCGUGCGGCUGGGAGCAGGGGUCAGCCCUGCAGGGGUCUCUCCGGGCCUUGCCUUGGACCUGUCCCAACAAGCUGCAGGCCACUGAGA
This is a messenger RNA of Manis javanica (Malayan pangolin), 889 nucleotides long. Lineage: Eukaryota; Metazoa; Chordata; Mammalia; Pholidota; Manidae. The record is from RefSeq and is a predicted model, not a curated record.